AGUGCAGAUUUCACCUCCCCUCGCGGUGCCGGGGUGCCCGUCCUGCGCCGACACCGUCUUACUCCUCCCGAACGUAGCAAAGCUUUGGCUAAUCACAAAUACAUAAGCAUUUUUCUCCCAUCCGUUCUCAUCAGCCUGUACUCCAAGAAGAAGAGGGGCGGAAAAAAAAAGUGCGGGGCUGUACAUGAGCGUGUCUUUGUGCCACUGUUCGUUCCGCGGGCUGACAGAGGCGGCAUUGUUCGCGGGCUGUGGCCGGCUUGGCAGCCAGAGAAGGUGGGGAUCUGCGCCGCGCAUACCGAAUCGGCAAGCGGCCGAGGACAGGGGUCGAGAAACUCCUAGAGCUGCGUUAACAACAAGAGGGAGUUUCAUAGCACCUCGCUAAUAGUUUCUGCUGGUGUCUUCCGCAAAAUGCAAACGGGGUCCAGCACGAGGAGUCCUUGUUAAUCGAAGCACAGAAGCUUUUGCUUCCUCACUGAGAGAGCCUGUAUGAAGACCUGUGUGGAUGGUGUUGUAAGAAACAGAAGGUGCACACAGCACAGAUGCCAGCCUUCUGCAAGGAAUAACCUCUUCAGCCCCAAGUGACGCCAGCUCCUCCUAGUACCAUGGGGCCAGGGGGUGGUUUCUUAGGCAGUGGACUCCAGGUCCAUGUCAUCCUGUGGGGAAGUUUGGCAGCCAUGACAACACUCUUGUUCCUCACCUUCCUCAUCUUCCUCUGCUCCAGCUGCAACAGGGAAAAGAAGGCCAAACAUCAGAAUGGAGAUCAUGAAAACCUGAUGAAUGUGCCUUCCGACAAGGAAGUGUUCAGCCACUCGAUCACAAGUUCGGCUACAGAGCCCCCUCCAAGCAGCGACCAGAACGGGGCACUCAGCAAUGGCGAGGUACUCUCAGAGGACAGUACAACUGCCUGUAUUCAGCCUUAUGAAGAAGUACAGACAUCUGUCUCUGAUCUGCUAGAUCAACAGGAUAGUCUUGGAAAGCCUGUAAAAUGUCACCAGAGCCGGGAACUACCCAGUAUUCCCCCUAACACCACCAUGGAAACCAUCAUCUCAGCUAGAAAUGCAGAAAAUGAUCAAAGUCUUGGAAUGGAAGGGCCUUACGAGGUCUUGAAAGACAGCUCCUCUCAGGAGAACAUAGUUGAAGACUGCUUGUAUGAAACUGUGAAGGAAAUUAAAGAUGUUGGAGCAGUAGCCAGCAUGGAAGAGAGCUGUAACAGCAAAUCAAAGGCUUCACUGACCGUUUCUGAAGGUCAGAAUCAGAUUCCUGAGUGCAGAAUUGAAUCAGCAGAAUAUGCAUCUGUUGACCGAAAUAAAAAAAGUCGCCAGAGUGCUAAUUCAGAAAGCCCUCUUGACAACACACCAGAUGUAGAGGAUGAGCUUCCCCCUCCAGUACCCAUGAAGCUUCUUGAUGAAAAUGAGAAUGUGCAAGAAAAAGAAGUGGAAGAAGUGACAGAAGGAGCAAGUAAACCAGAGAAGAGGCUUAGUUCGAUGUCUUACAAGUCUCGGGAGGAAGAUCCAUCUCUUACAGAAGAUGAGAUCUCAGCCAUGUACUCAUCGGUGAGUAAGCCGGGACAGCCCAUCAAGGCACUGGAUUCUCCUUACACCUGUAUUCAAGAAAUUGCAUCUCAGAGGUCCCCGUCUAUUUGCAGUGGCCUCUAUGCAAGUGUGAAGGACUUUGAAAACACCCUAAAUACUACCACUGUGCCUCAGUCAGCGGACAGACCAAACGGGGAGCUGGAGCCUGACUAUGAAGCUAUCCAGUCAGUGAGCCAAGAAGAAGACAGGACCUUGUCUGUGCCUAACACAAACCACACUGCUCUUUCAGGAGAGAAUGACUAUGAGAGCAUAGGGGACUUGCAGCACCACAGAGAUCUCACCAGACUUUAACUACUCCGGCAGGCAGAUUUCUCCGCUGGUAUUUUCAAAGGAACAUGUGAAACACAGAGAGGGGGAUGCUUCUCCUUUUGAGGAACGAAGCUAAGUAGAGAACAAAAGUUGUGAAGAAGCGGCAUACGUUUCAGCCAGGGUGUGAUACCUGCUAGGUUAUUCUGGGUGGUGGAUGGAGGCUCCUGGGAAAGGGUAUGUCAGGUCAGAAUGACGACCAGGACAAUGUAAAGACUUCUUUAUUGUUAGCUCCAAGACGACCAGAAUUUGGGAAGGAGUGCUAUGCUUGUUGUCCCAGUAGGAUUACAUACCAAAAAGACUGCCUUUACACAAAGCUAGCUUUUCAUUUUAAGAGAUUAUUUUAUGUCAUUUGCUUCAAAGUGUUUUUCAAGCAUCAUUUUUCAUUCAAGUUCGGGCAUCCACAACGUUGAGCAAAUCACGGAUCAUUGUACCUCAACUCAGACUUACUUUGCAGGGCUGGAGAAGGCAUGCUCACUUCUGUGUCUUUUGGGGACCUCUGUCCGCAUUCAUUGCAACUAAAGUGCAAACAACAGCACUUCACAAGGGACCUACUCAAAUGUACUUGAAUUAAUUCUGUCAGCUUUUUUUUUUUAACGUCAAGGGCUGUAGAAUGUGACUUGUAAUAUUUGAGAUGUGUACUGGUAUUUGUAGGUUUUUUGUUUGAUUAUUUGUGAAAUACGCUUUAACAUGGCAAGUGACACCCUUAGCGUUCUUGCUCUGUUCCCCUCACAUGCACACAUAUACCAACACAUACACACACCAGACAAUUGUCAUGUUGCAAAAAGUUCUGCAAAUGAAUGCAUUGGCAUAAUGUUUAGCCUAACCUUAAUAGUGUUGAGUCAUUUUUUGAAGAACUUUGCCCUUUUUUAAGACUUAAAGUAUUGUAAUAUGUUUGUCUAGUUUAUUGUAUAGGAAAAUUUACAUACUGUGUUGAGUGGAUAAUAUUUUUUAUUUUUACAACAUAUUUUUCAUCUUCAAAGUUUUUGUAGAUUAACUUACUGUUUUAUGUAACAGGAGGAAUCCCAUUCUUUGGGCUUUAUUUGGUUUUCUUUUACAUUUUUUUCCUAUUUCAGAAGUAUGUAAAUGAACAAUUGCUUUUUUCUUUUUUGUCUUCUUGAGCAGGGGUGUUGAACAUGCCUUGCUGUUUUUAAGCUCAAAAUAAUGGAGUCUAUAUAAAAGAACACUGCCAAAGGGCAAAAAAGAGGCAGAAAAGACAGUGGGAUUUAGUCUGUGAUAGCCACUGGUCCUCCUUGUUCCUCGGCUGAAAGGAGCAGGAGGGCAACCAAGAACUUCUUGGGGCUCUGACAAGCAGUUUGAAUGCCACUGGCUUUUCAAAGAUACCAAGUUAUUCUCUUAUGAUUAAAAACAAAGUACAGUGCUUGGAUUAAAUAAGUAGGUACUGGGUUGAUGCUUUUGUUUUCUACAAGAAUAGUACAAUGAAUAGUACAAUAGUGCAAGAAUAGUUCAACAGUAGAGAACUGACAUUGUGCGAUACGCAUCUGUACACAGUUACGUGUAUGCAUGUGCAUACAGCCCCCUGUAUAUAAGCAUACACAUGUAAUUUGGACACAAGUAUAAAUUAUAGCCCAAACUUGCUAACAUUCAAAUACAUUAAGAUACGAAAUAUCUAGCAUGUGCUUGAAGAAUAGUUUAUUUUUAAUUCAAAAUAAACAGCACAUAAACUGAGGUUGGCUUAUUCCAUAGUAGCCAAAACAGGUUUAGUUUCAGCUCAGUUGGAACUGGGUUUUGAUAUACCAGAUGAAGUCCUUCUCAGAUCACUGGCCAGCACUCAAUAUUACUUGGUACUAUAAAAAGCAUACACAGAUCUGGUUACACACAUUUAUUAGAAAUAACUUCAUAGGUGAAAGUAGUAUACUGAUUUUUGGGCUUCGCCUGUAAGUAGUACAGCUCUGAGGAGCAGUGCAAGUGCUCAGUCAAACUCUGCCCGCAGGGUGAUUCAAACUUCAUGGAUCCUGACCUCAUGCGACAGUGCAGCACACUUGAUCUAUGACUCUCUUCCUUUGAGGAGAAGCAGUUCAGACCAGUCUGCAUCCAUCUUGGUCUUGACCAUGUUGCCAUGCUUCCACAGCUGCACUAAACCCUUUGCUUCCACUUCAUUGCAGCGCUUUUUAAAGCUGACUUCUGUCUUCCUUUCUGGAGUUUUUCCCUCAAAAAAAGUUUCUAUUUCUGUUCCCUUGAAUGUGAAUUCAUGAAGUUCACCUUUGACUGUUCUCUCCUUCUACUUCACACUGUUUAAGGCCAAAGAUAAGAUGCACCGUGUUUCAGAAGAUCUGUUGUGCUAAGUCUGGAGAAUUUCUGAAGUCUUUAACUAUGUGUUUGCUGUCUGUUCCUUGCUCAGGGGUACAGGUUUAUAUAUGUAGUCCUCACUCUGACUCCUGCAACUUAGUGGCAGGCAUACCUCAACUCCUGAAAUUCCCAAAUACAUCUCAAGAUGUAGUUAUCCCUUAAGGAUUGUCUUACUCGUUACAUGGAUGACUGCUUGUGGAGAAACAGUAGCAACAUGAGGUUUGUCAGGUUCACCAGAUUCAAUUUCAAGACCAAUUUAAAGGUAUGAGAUAAUGCCAGUUAACAAUAGCAAAGAAUAACACUGAACUCUUGAUUGUAAAAUUCUAAGGUGCAAAAGAAGAAAUCAAACAUCACUCUGGAAGUGCCCCCAUCAAGAUCAGCAAGUCAACGGAAGGAGAGCUUCCUGGUCACUCUUUGCAGUCUUCCAGAGCAGGAUUAAGAGUGUUGGUUUGGAGGAAGGGAUGUGAGACUUGGCUCCUUUCUUCCUUUCUUUCCCCUGUUCUGACAGCUGCUCCUUGAGACACCCAGACUUCCCUUUUCCACAGUGAAAUCCCUGCCCCUCUCUUUUUCUUUUUUUUUACUAUUUUUAACCUGCCUCAUACAGCCUUGCACUGGGAGCUGGUACUAUGUCUGCAGUCCUGUGGUGCUGGCACAUCCCUUCCCGUUUAAAUGAUUCUCAGGGUGGUCACAACCUUUUCAUCGUCCACCAGACCCUCAGCAUGGUGGGGAGGGAGCUCAGAUUUUGGAUUGCUGCUUGCGGGAUGUGUACUUGCCCUCAGCCGUUGAGACCCCUGCACAUUGGACUCUUGAGAGCUGCAAAAACAAAUUACCUUCCUGAACAAGGACGCACAGGGGAGUCUGUAACUCCCCUACAAUUUCCAUUAUAUAAUCUAAUGCUAAGGCAAAAUAUUUUAGAAUUCAGUCCAAGGUUCUUAAGUGAAUAAUUACAUCUCUUGACAAAGAAUCAAGCUUCUGUUUUAGUUUCCUCUUCCCAGAAGUAAGAUCUGUUCUUUUACAGCUGUUGCCAAUGCUUUCUUUUCACUAAUACAUUGGAUGGAAAGAUUUUUCCAACAGUAAUCUCCAAAUAGAUUAAUCUGACUGUAAAGAAGAGGGAGUCUCUUCUGCUUGUCUCUUCAUUGCUAUUUUUUCCCCUCUCACCAUACCCCUAAAAAAAAUAUCAACAUCCAAAAUGAAGUAUUUGUUACCUGGCAAUCUUUUCUGGAGAAGCUUCACAGUUUAUUUCUUUGCCUCUGUGUUUUGGCAGAACUAUAUAAUAAGAUCUCGCAUCACAUUGCUACAGUAAGGCCAAGACAAGCUGUAAUGUGUGUAUAACUGCACUAGUGAAAAGGUCUUUUCUGAUUUCCUUGUGGGAACUGGUAGAAAUAGGAAAUGGAGUUUGGAUGUCUCUUCCAUGAAUCUGUCUCCUGUGGGAGUUGUUCUCACCACAUACCUAAACCAGUUCUCACCACAUACCUAAACGAGUGCUAACCCCAUACAUAAACCAGUCAUCCCUUUCUACCAUGAUAAGCACAGAAUUGCUUUCUCAGUCACAGAGAGAAAUAGAUUCUUUACAUAUAUCUGUAGCGCAGGCGUGUACCUAAUUACCAUGGUUAGAUCAGUUAUAGUGCCUUUUUUACUAAGUAGCUAGUACUUCCAUACUCUUUUUCACACUGUGUUUGUUUUAGUCAAAAGUACAAAGGGACAACCCCAACAUUUACUUUUCUAAGUUGGAAACAGCUUUAUAGAGACACAUUAAAUGUAUUGGACCUUAAUUAGCCCAACAAUAGCAAUAGUCUCUCACAAACAUCCUCCAAAAAGCCCAGUGAUGUAGCUACGAUGACUAAGCUUUGCAAUAAGAAUUAUCAGUCUUCUUUUGAAGAAUCUAAGUUUUUCAACAGUGAGCAUUCAGGGAGGUAGGUGGUGGUCUUUGUCCACGUCAACUGUGAACAGUUUAGUUGCUUCAGUCUUUCUAUUAAUAUCAAUUUUAAGCUUGCUUACAUGUAGCAGGGUUCAUGGGGUGAGGAAUGAGUAGGUGUGGGGAUUCAUACUCAUGAAUCACCCAGAGCUGGACCAUCCCUGCAGUAGCAACUGGCUGAGGACCAGCUACCUUGUUCUCUAAGCCCUUGUCUAUCGUGCCUUCAGGGAGUCCAUCCUGCAGGGAUUCUUCUGGGCUGCGUGCUUCUCCAUGACUCCCUGAUCAGCUCCUGUCCAUUGUCUUGAUCACAAUUCUGUAUACGCGGUGCUCUCUGUUCAACCUUUCAAUGGUGCUUUUAUAAGAUGCUGGAUAAAUGGUUUCAAUGUGCUUUCUGAAAGCUGAUGUGUAAAGCUGUGACACGGAGUGCUCUCUCUAGUAUUGUCUACUUCCCAGAACUUAGCGUUAACUGUGUUACUCUGACUACAAAAGGCUGACAGUGCUGCCCUGUCUCUUGUUCAUCCCCCACACAACCAGAAUGGAGUCAUCAUGUGAACAAGCCUAGGCUGGGCCACAGGUGUUUAAAGCAGCGAUUCAGGCCAAGUGCCUUGGCUUGAAAGCAGCUAGGCAUGAGUCUUAUCUGUACAGUGCGGGAUUGGAAACAUCACAGAGCCCAGCUCAAGGACUUUUUUCUGUCUCCUAUUGUGCGCAUACGUUUGUUUGCAAUAUGACUGUAAGAAAUCUGUUUCUGCAACAAACAUUUUAAUUUGGGCCACACUCCAGUGAGGGACUUCUGCUGUUAGGCAAAUUACCAGUUAUUUCAGAUAAGUGUUAUUUAUUUAGGUUGGAACAUGCUUGAAUAAGGCUGUUAUGUGCCUCACAAGUAACUUGGUGUGUGUAGUCUACUGCAAAACAGGAGAACGCAGAAAGAUCCUCAGCCUGUCAGAUGCUCCUGUGGUGGUGUGCUGAAGACUUUCAAGGGCAGGGCUCUUUCUGGGAGCAGGGAGCAUAAUUGCUAUUAAUAUGAUUUCAUACCCUGGUGGUGAAGUUGAUUUGUAGCAUCUCUUUUGGGAUGAUCAUGGUGGAAUACAUUGCCAGAGAAGAUCUCAGUCUCAAAGAAACAAAAACAAAAAUCCCCCAAAAAUUAUUUUUGUAUCCCUUGCUAGCAAGCAACAUGUGGUAAGGAUUAUGCUAAAGAUAAAUGCUAUGGAUGGACCGUCACAGAGAUAAAAAUGCAGGGUUCCCUUUCUUCAAGGAGAGAGAACCCCUUUGGUUGGGUCAGUAUGAAAGAUCCUGGGCUUACAAAAAGUAUUAAACAACAAAAGUGUUAAACAAAUGAAUUGCCUAUGUGGUAAUUUUCCAGGAGUAGAUUAGGGUAUCACAUAUACUAGACACUGUUCUUUUCCUGUGGACAACAGAAAGAUGAAAGCUUAUUUGUAAUACAGGGUUCCCAUUGAUUAAUUGAUAAAACUCACUUUACAUGUAAGCCAAAGGUCAGCAAGAGCGUCUACAGAAUGUAGAUGUAUUUAAGCUAACGCUAAAUGCUCCAGCUCAGGUGUUGUAAGCAGAAUCACUGGAACAAUUUAAUGCUCUGCUUGGUCUGACCUGCUCACAUAGCUAACUCCAGCACUCCGAUUUCCAUAGCAGAUGCAUGGGUUAUCUUUGUGUUACAUACCCAUUGGCCUGUGCCCAGUCUACAGAUAACAUAAAACUUACAGUUCUGUUUUUUCAAGCUGUGAGGUUUUGUUUCUGGAGGUCUUCAGUUUGAAGCUGGCAAGAAGGACAGUUACUACAAACAUGAUAGGAAAGUGCCUAAAAAUAAAGAUGUUUCGGUAAGGGUAAAGAUGCUUACUGUUAACUGAACAGCAACUUGUUUACUGUAUGUGGUACUCUCUUGCCAUACACAUUCCUAAAUACUGGCUUUCAUUUGUGAUGAUCAUUUAUUGUUAUAAUAGCACAGUCUGACAAGGUUUCCAUCUCUGCAAAUUCAUUGUCUAAUUUUAACUAGCAUAUGUUUGUUGCAGAAAACAUAAAAUGAGAUUCUUUGUUCAGUUUAGAGGGCAGCUAUGUUAUUUCUUAUAGUUUAUGAUAAUGCAACAAUCUGCUUAGAUGAUUUACAAAGUAUGUAAGUAUCACUUGACUUCAAAAUGCUUCAUUUGAGAUUUCAGAAUGCCUCCUCUUCACUACAAGACAAUGUUACCAGCUCUUGUCAUUUUAAUCUUGUAAUAUUGGGGAGGGGGUUUUAAACCUUACAAAUCUUAUUACUUAAAAAAAAAAAAAAAAAAAAAAAAAGACGACAAUGCUGAUGUUUUGACUUCCUAAUGUCUACAAAGAGACUCUCAUAUUUCAACUUUGAGCAUAGGUUUUGGUGGAUUUGGACUACCCUCUUACUUAUGGAACUGCUCCUCCCCACCACAUUCAGUUGUCAUGAUCUGAGUAUCUCUUUUGUCCCUGAUGAAAUAUGGCAACUGUCCAGAGGGCACAGAAACUGCAUCACAUAACACUUCUGAAUGGGACCUUUUGAAUGUGCCUGUGAGAUUUAGGAGCCUGGACUUAAGUCAGAUGUUUUGGGGAAGUCACAUCCUGUCUUGCAGACUUCUGUGGAGGUCUUUCUUUCAAGGCAAGAAGUUCUGUAGCUUGCAAGCACUCAACUGACACGGAAAGAUGUAUGUAAAAGAGGUGGACUGGUACAAUGUUUAAAUAACACCUAAGAGCACAAGAACCUUCUUUCUCACAUGUCUGAGGGUAGUGGAAUUCGGUCUUUGUCUCUGAGGUUAUUUGAGAACAGUCACGUAACCAGUCUUCUUGGAACAUCCUACCAGCAGACAAGCCUUUGAAUGAGCAUCUGGAUCACUCUGGUGGCUCCUGAGUUUCCACACGUACCACCUUCAUCAUUUCCAGCAGGGCCUGUCUCUACUCUGUGGCAAUGCCUACUUAGGAAUUGCCCUUUGCUUCACAGUCCUGACCCCUUUAACUUAAGAAAGGGGGAUAUGAGCUGAUUGUCCUCAGUCUGACUUGUCUUUCUAGAUGAAAGUGUGCUAAGACCCUGCUUGCAAACCCAGAAAAGAGCAUUUGCUGUCAGGGCAAGACAGGUAUAGCCUACUGCAGCAGCUAGGAAGAGAGAGGUAAAAGGAACAAUAGCUAAGUUUCAUUUGCACUUCACGCAUGUCACAGACUACCUGUUUAGAUUUUUACAGUAGAAGAGGUUACAGUUAAGGGACAAGUUGCCAAGAAUCUCACAGGAGAUGAAGGGAAUUGUUUUUUCUUCUCAGUAUUCCCUAUACCCAAAGAGGCAGGGGCAAGUCCUCUCUGCCCCACCAUGACGCAGUUUGCUGAUCUUUUAUCAAGCCUCCAUAUCAACAGAAAUGAAAUGAAUAAAUAAAUUCUAAACACGUGAUUUUGUUCUGUCAUAAACCCAAAAUGGACAAAUGUAGAUGCGCUAAUGUAAGUACCAUGUGCAGAUCUGGACUUGCACACAUAGUUUUUAACAAAAAAAAACCCAAACCCUAACUGGAUUACUUUAUUUAAAUAGAAUUAUCUGCAUGAGACAAGGGUGCAGGAUUGGACCCUAAGACAGAGCUUAGAAGAAGUUUGGCUUGGUGCUAGGUAUUUUUUGUUUGUAUUUUCAGUGAAAUAUAUUUUCUUUCUUUUAUGUUAGUGAAUUGAUACGACUUCCACAGGAACAACAAAAAAUAGUCUGGUAUAUGGAUAAUCAUCUCUAAUAGCUAUUACUGAAAUCAUGCCUCAGUAGGAGUCACUUUAAAUUGGGUGCUAUAGGAACUUCAGCAUAAAAUUGCUUUAUAUAUGGAACAUUGCAUACUUAGAACAUAGUGGAUAAAUAUUUGUAAUACAGACACUUUCAUUUAUUUUAUACAUUGUUUUAUAAUGGAAAAAAUAUUUACUACUGGAAUGGUUUUCCAGCAAUGUUCUCUUACAUAAUGUUCUAGCAACAAACUGUGUUUCUGGACAACCAUUUGAUUCUCUGGUCACUGACACUGAACUGUGAAACAUCCUCAAACCAGUAUGAGCUUCUGAAAAGAGAGGAUUAGAACUGUUUCUGGCUAUCUUAGUGUGGAUACAGUUAAAUAUACUGUGUAGUUCAGAUCUGUAGGCAGUGAGAGCAGUUCAAAGGAAUGACUGUGCUAUAUAAACCUGGAGUCAGUGCAUGCAGGCUUCCGAGAUGGCACUAGCUGGGGUUUGUUUGCUACAUGAUGGGUUAUUUGGCUUGCUACCUGUUUGAAAUCAAUAUAGUUUUAUUAACACCACUGCAGACACUGAAAUACUGUAGUUUUGCAGAAUGUACGUUCCAUAAAUUAUAGCUUGACUGUAAUUGCAAGGCUUAUCCUACUGUUAGUGCGGUUCAGAUCCAACACUACGUUGCAUUUUGUAAAUUGAUAAAUGCCAUGAAAUUCCUCUCAACAUUUUGUAGUAGUAUACACAAGUUGAUGUAAUUUAGUCAUACCAUUAUUCCAAGAAUCUUCAUCGGAUAUUUCUAGCCAAUUCAGCUUUUGGCUGCUGAAAGCACAGUAGGUAAUUAUGGUUAUUUACUGUAAAUGUAGACAAGUCUUAUGUAAAUAUUUCAGGGGAAAAAAGCUACAUAAACAUAUAAGGCAGUUAUCUAAAAGUAAGAACAUAGGUCAAUGAUAUAAAAUACAGGUUUUAUUUAUGUACAGUAGUAUCCUAAUAUUGUUUAUAUGCAGAAAAAAAUCUUAAGAUUCUGUACUGUAUUCUCUGAAAGCUUUUAAAAGAGGCUCUGCCAUUUUCUCUGGUUAAUAUAUCUGCAAAUAACUUUUGAAUUUAUUGGAAAUCCAUGUAAAUGAUGUCAAAUGGAGAACAUGUUACAUUGCAAUGAAAUUAGUUUAAUUCAAAGAUCCUGGCAAAAUUCAUUGGAUUGAAAUCUAUAUAUAAAUUCAAUAGCCAGACAGAAUAAAACACAAUAAAUAAGCUUU
This is a messenger RNA of Aquila chrysaetos chrysaetos, 11069 nucleotides long. RefSeq names its product phosphoprotein membrane anchor with glycosphingolipid microdomains 1 (gene PAG1). Bases 603 to 1883 code for a protein of 426 amino acids. The record is from RefSeq and is a predicted model, not a curated record. The transcript is spliced from 8 exons. Lineage: Eukaryota; Metazoa; Chordata; Aves; Accipitriformes; Accipitridae. Gene Ontology annotation, cellular component: plasma membrane; membrane raft. Gene Ontology annotation, biological process: intracellular signal transduction; negative regulation of T cell activation.